AUGCGGAGGCUGUGCAGCAGCUAUACGGAGGCUGUGCAGGGCUCGUGCAGGGGCUGUCGGCAGUCUGUCGGCAGAUGUCGUAGGGGUGUCGGCAGAUGUGUGCAGGACUGUCGACAGCUAUCGGCAGAUGUGUGCGGGACUGUCGGCAGCUAUCGGCAGGUGUGUGCGGGGCUGUCGGCAGCUUCUCGGCAGGUCUCGCAGACGCUUCGGCAGGUGCUCGGCAGGGCUCACAGACGCUUCGGCAGCUACACGGUAGAUGCGCACAGGCUCUCGGAAGCUCUCUGCAGGGGCUCGGCAGGUGCAGAGACCGGUCCGAUUUUUCCGACGGCCGGUUCAGGGGUUUUCCAGCCGGUUCCGGUGGUUCCGCCGCCGGUUCUGGGCUCCUUGGGAUUAGGGCUUCGUUGUGUGGGGCAGUGGUUGCAGGAUUUUGAGGGCUACGAAAUUAGGUUUGGUCUUGAACUAAAUGUCACCACCUUCACCACCCUAAUCAUCGGCUUUUUUAUUCAGAAUAAAGUAGCUGAAGCAGCAGCAAUUUUCAGCAAAAUGGUGGAGGCAGGUAUUCAGCCCAAUGUGGUCACUUUCGGCACAUUGAUAAAGGGCCUGUGUAUCAAGGGUAACAAUGUUGCAGCUAUUCAAUUACUCAGAAAGAUGGAACAAGGACAUUGUAAGCCUAAUGUAGUUGUCUAUAACACCAUCAUUGACAGUCUUUUUAAGGAUGCAAGGACGCGUUGA
This is a messenger RNA of Rosa chinensis, 732 nucleotides long. Its product is annotated as putative pentatricopeptide repeat-containing protein At3g16710, mitochondrial. The coding region runs from base 1 to 732 and encodes 243 amino acids. NCBI's taxonomy places the organism in Eukaryota, Viridiplantae, Streptophyta, Magnoliopsida, Rosales, Rosaceae. Gene Ontology annotation, molecular function: protein binding. The record is from RefSeq and is a predicted model, not a curated record. The transcript is spliced from 2 exons.